UUCAAGCAGCGCGGGGGCUUUGCAGUCUGAGGGUGCAAGUUCAAAUCCCUCCUCUGUUAAGGGGCCGGUGCCCUUCCCAUAAGCGCGCUCACAGAACAGGCCUGGCACGCAGUGAGGGCUCUGUGAAUGUUCAGAAAAAUAAAAUGUAAUAAACGCAGUCACCCGGCACAUACUAAGCGCUGCUGAUGGCACAGGGUGACAUUUACCCAUCCUGGGACAGACCCUUCAGCACCUACUAGGACGUUCCUGUAGCCAUAGUCUUCCCCACUUGACCUGCCAGGAAAACCCCAGUGUGUCGAGCGGUCCAGGCAGGCCGUGGGUGGAGGAGUGGGGUCCCCAGUCCCGAGCAGACAGCCCUCCACGCAAGUCACAAAGCCAGCGGCUCACCCCCCGGCCAGUGGGUCCCUGCGCACAGGCAGAAAAGCUGUUUGUCAAAUUUGUAUUUAAAUCCCCGUUACAGUAGCUUAUACCUUCUCAGGGUGUCAACGUCCUUGCAAAGCAGCUCCCUCCCUGCGUCCUCCUCAACCCCCUGCUGUCACCUGGGUCCUUCCAAAAAGUGUCCCACACCCACUCAAGUCUGUUAGAUCUGUAACCCCUCCCCUUUUAAGACAGGUUUCUGCUCUUGGCUUUUUUCUAGUGGAAAUCUUUGCUCACGGCUGACUCCGUCCCUUUUCACUGCCGUGUAGUACUCGAGCCCCGAGUCACCGUCCCCACGGAGCUGGGCCUUCAGGGGCUGCCUGGCCUUUGCUCGUGUCACGCACGUCCCCGUAAGGAAAGCCCUUUGGUCUGUCUCACCUCGAACCAAGAGUGAGCUUAUCUGCAGAUAACAUCCCUGGGGAGCACGCUUGGUGGCUCAGGAAGCGCCCCAAAUUCCCCCCUCCACCCCCCCCCCCCGCCACCUUCGAGGCCACGGUGUUUCCCUUACUGUCUGCGCCAGCGCUGUGUUAGCGGUGUUUGGAGCCUGGCCGGCCCGUGGGACGCAGAGCCGUGUGUGUGCCUGCUCCCAUCCGCCUUUGCCUUAUCGUGAGUCUUAAGCGUGUUUACGCACACGCACACACGCGUUAAGUCCGUGGGCAGGACGUGCUCGUGGAUCGUUUUCCUCUGGGCCUGAUAUGCUGUCAGUGUUCCUGUGCCUGGGUAAAGGUCUGUCUCCAGAUGCAAGGACAAGUGGGGUGGCACACAGAGACCCUCUGGGGCUGGCUCCGCCUCCGGCGUGGCCCAGCGGGGAGGAGAUGGGGCCGAGGGCCGAAUUGGGGAGCCAGGCCGGCGUCACAGCCGUGGCCACGCCGCUUGGGAGCUCGGAGUGCCACGGGGACAUCGUCAGAAUCACAGUUUGAAGGACCCUCUUGCCGAAGGAGUUGAUCUGAUGUGCCCGGGCCCCACGCAAACUCCUGCCCGCAGCCUGGAGUGCCCUGCCCGCCGCGGCCCAGUUGCGCUAAUGGCCACGGGGAGGGAAUCACGAGCUAGCGUUGACUAAAGGCUGGUACUGUCCGUGUACUUACUCACCCGGUCCUACGUCGAACCUGGAAGGUGGUGACCCUGUCAUUCCGUUACCAGCUGGGGAAACUGAGGCACAGGGAAGCAGUGGAGCCAGGAUUCAAGCCUGGGCAGGUGGCUGUGAACCCCUCCACUCAGCUGCCUUGGGGCACAUUCCUGCAUGCAGCAGGCACUCACUCCCCAUCGUGGCGUCCUCCGUCGUGUCCCUGUACUUCCUGGAGCUGACCGACCUCUUCAAGCCGGCCAAGGUGGGAUUCCAGUGCUACGACCGGACGCUCUCCAUGCCCUACGUGGAGACCAACGAGGAGCUCAUCCCCCUGCUCAUGCUCCUCAGCUUGGCCUUCGCUGCCCCUGCGGCCUCGAUCAUGGUCGGCGAGGGCAUGCUGUACUGCGUGCAGUCCCGGCUGUGGGGCCGCGGCGGGGGCCCGGGCGGCGCCGAGGGCAGCAUCAACGCUGGCGGCUGCAACUUCAACUCCUUCCUGCGGCGCACUGUGCGCUUUGUGGGCGUCCACGUGUUCGGCCUGUGUGCCACGGCCCUGGUGACCGACGUCAUCCAGCUGGCCACAGGCUACCACGCGCCCUUCUUCCUGACGGUCUGCAAGCCCAACUACACGCUGCUGGGCACGUCGUGUGAGGCCAACCCUUACGUCACACAGGACAUCUGCUCCGGCCGCGACGCGCACGCCAUCCUGUCUGCGCGGAAGACCUUCCCGUCGCAGCACGCCACGCUGUCCGCCUUCGCUGCGGUCUACGUGUCGAUGUACUUCAACUCCGUCAUCUCGGACACCACCAAGCUGCUCAAGCCCAUCCUGGUGUUCGGCUUUGCCAUCGCAGCGGGCGUCUGCGGCCUCACCCAGAUCACACAGUACCGUAGCCACCCCGUGGACGUGUACGCAGGCUUCCUCAUCGGCGCUGGCAUCGCGGCCUACCUGGCCUGCCACGCGGUCGGCAACUUCCAGGCCCCGACGGCAGAGAAGCCGAUGGCGCUGGCCCCCGCCAAGGAUGCGCUGCGGGCCCUGACCCAGCGGGGCCACGACUCGGUGUACCAGCAGAACAAGUCCGUGAGCACCGACGAGCUGGGGCCGCCAGGGCGGCUGGACGGCGUGCCCCGGCCCGUAGCCCGAGAGAAGGCCUCGCUGGGCAGCCUGAAGCGGGCCAGCGUGGACGUGGACCUGCUGGCCCCACGCAGCCCCAUGGGCAAGGAGAACAUGGUCACCUUCAGCCACACGCUGCCCCGCGUCAGCACGCCCUCGCUCGACGACCCUGCUCGCCGCCACAUGACCAUCCACGUGCCACUCGACGCUUCUCGCUCCAAGCAGCUCAUCAGCGAGUGGAAGCAGAAGUCGCUGGAGGGCCGUGGCCUAGGGCUGCCCGAUGAGGCCAGCCCCGGGCACCUGCGGGCGCCCGCGGAGCCCAUGGCGGAGGAGGAAGAGGAGGAGGAGGAAGAGGAGGAGGAAGAAGAGGAGGAAGAGGAGGAGGAGGAGGGUGAGGAAGGGGGGCCGGCCCCGCCCUCACUCUACCCCACGGUGCAGGCCCGGCCGGGGCUCGGGCCUCGGGUCCUCCUGCCGCCGCGGGCCGGGCCGCAGCCGCUGGUGCACAUCCCCGAGGAGGGGGCACAGGCGGCUGGCGGCCUGUCUCCCAAGAGCAGCGCCGCCGUGCGGGCCAAGUGGCUCAUGAUGGCGGAGAAGAGCGGGGCCGCUGUGGCCGUGGCCUCGGCCCAGCCCCGCGUGGCCAACCCGCCGCGGCUGCUGCAGGUGAUCGCCAUGUCCAAGGCGCCGGGCGGGCCGGGUCCCAAGGGGGCGGAGACCGCCUCGUCCUCCAGCGCCAGCUCCGACUCCUCGCAGUACAGAUCGCCCUCGGACCGCGACUCGGCCAGCAUCGUCACCAUCGACGCGCACGCGCCCCACCACCCCGUGGUCCACCUGUCCUCGGGUAACGGGCCCUGGGAGUGGAAGACGGCGGGGGGCACGGCCAAGGGGGCAGAGGGCGAGGGUGGCUACGAGCUGGGGGACCUGGCCCGUGGCUUCCGCGGUGGGCCCAAGCCGCCAGGUGUGUCCCCCGGCUCGUCCAUCAGCGACGUGGACCAAGAGGAGCCGCGAUUUGGGGCCGUGGCCACGGUCAACCUGGCCACGGGCGAGGGGCUGCCCCCACCGGGCAUGGCUGACGGGGCCCUGGGCCCGGGCAGCCGGGAGUCCACGCUGAGGCGCAAAGCUGGCGGCCUGGUGCUGGGGGAGCGGGAGGCCACGGGGGAGGCGGAGGCCGAGGGCUACUAUCGCAAGAUGCAGGCGGCCCGCAGGUUCAAGGACUGAGGGGGAGGGGUGGGGUGCCGCAUGGGGCACAGGUGGGUACCACUGGGCCGGCGGGGGUGGGGGGAAAAGCACUUCGUGACCAGACAAUAAAAUGUCGACACCCA
This is a messenger RNA of Felis catus (domestic cat), 3910 nucleotides long. It is a transcript of the gene PLPPR3, whose product is annotated as phospholipid phosphatase related 3. The record is from RefSeq and is a predicted model, not a curated record. Bases 1779 to 3806 code for a protein of 675 amino acids. NCBI's taxonomy places the organism in Eukaryota, Metazoa, Chordata, Mammalia, Carnivora, Felidae. Gene Ontology annotation, molecular function: phosphatidate phosphatase activity. Gene Ontology annotation, biological process: signal transduction; phospholipid dephosphorylation; phospholipid metabolic process. The transcript has 7 exons.